AUUGGCAACCAACAAUGGGUAAAAGACAAUGAGGCCAUCUACGACAUCUGCCGCAGAAACCUGGACAUCGAGCGUCCCACUUUCACCAACCUCAACAGGUUGAUCGGGCAGAUCGUGUCCUCCAUCACUGCCUCUCUGCGCUUCGACGGAGCUCUGAACGUCGAUCUGACAGAGUUUCAGACCAACUUGGUGCCCUACCCUCGCAUCCACUUCCCUCUAGCCACCUACGCUCCAGUCAUCUCUGCAGAGAAGGCCUACCACGAGCAGCUGACUGUCGCUAACAUCACAAACGCAUGCUUUGAACCAGCCGAUCAGAUGGUCAAGUGUGAUCCCCGUCAUGGUAAAUAUAUGGCCUGCUGUCUUUUGUAUCGUGGAGAUGUUGUUCCCAAAGAUGUCAACUCUGCCAUUGCCACCAUCAAAACCAAACGCAGCAUCCAGUUCGUGGACUGGUGCCCCACAGGCUUCAAAGUUGGGAUCAACUACCAGCCGCCCACAGUGGUGCCAGGAGGAGACCUGGCCAAAGUGCAGCGUGCGGUCUGCAUGUUGAGCAACACCACAGCCAUCGCUGAGGCCUGGGCUCGACUGGACCACAAGUUUGACCUGAUGUACGCCAAGAGGGCCUUCGUGCACUGGUACGUGGGCGAGGGCAUGGAGGAGGGAGAGUUCUCCGAGGCCAGAGAGGACAUGGCUGCUCUGGAGAAGGAUUAUGAAGAGGUGGGUUUGGACAGCGUCGAUGGAGAAGAGGAGGGAGAAGAAUAUUAAAACACGUUUGUCUGCAAAUAAAGCUCAACUGUUCGUUUUAAUGAGCAUGUUCCUAAGCAGUGUCCAGUUUUUUUUACCAAACUGAAGAAGAGGAGGGAGAAGAAUAUUAAAACAUGUUUGUCUGCAAAUAAAGCUCAACUGUUCGUUUUAAUGAGCAUGUUCCUAAGCAGUGUCCAGUUUUUUUUACCAAACUGAAGAAGAGGAGGGAGAAGAAUAUUAAAACAUGUUUGUCUGCAAAUAAAGCUCAACUGUUCGUUUUAAUGAGCAUGUUCCUAAGCAGUGUCCAGUUUUUUACCAAACUGAAGAAGAGGAGGGAGAAGAAUAUUAAAACAUGUUUGUCUGCAAAUAAAGCUCAACUGUUCGUUUUAAUGAGCAUGUUCCUAAGCAGUGUCCAGUUUUUUUACCAAACUGAAGAAGAGGAGGGAGAAGAAUAUUGAAACAUGUUUGUCUGCAAAUAAAGCUCAACUGUUCGUUUUAAUGAGCAUGUUCCUAAGCAGUGUCCAGUUUUUUACCAAACUGAAGAAGAGGAGGGAGAAGAAUAUUAAAACAUGUUUGUCUGCAAAUAAAGCUCAACUGUUCGUUUUAAUGAGCAUGUUCCUAAGCAGUGUCCAGUUUUUUUACCAAACUGAAGAAGAGGAGGGAGAAGAAUAUUAAAACAUGUUUGUCUGCAAAUAAAGCUCAACUGUUCGUUUUAAUGAGCAUGUUCCUAAGCAGUGUCCAGUUUUUUACCAAACUGAAGAAGAGGAGGGAGAAGAAUAUUAAAACAUGUUUGUCUGCAAAUAAAGCUCAACUGUUCGUUUUAAUGAGCAUGUUCCUAAGCAGUGUCCAGUUUUUUUACCAAACUGAAGAAGAGGAGGGAGAAGAAUAUUAAAACAUGUUUGUCUGCAAAUAAAGCUCAACUGUUCGUUUUAAUGAGCAUGUUCCUAAGCAGUGUCCAGUUUUUUACCAAACUGAAGAAGAGGAGGGAGAAGAAUAUUAAAACAUGUUUGUCUGCAAAUAAAGCUCAACUGUUCGUUUUAAUGAGCAUGUUCCUAAGCAGUGUCCAGUUUUUUUUACCAAACUGAUUAAACAAGUUCAAACAAAAAAAAAAAAAAAAAUAAAGAGAAGAGGAGCAAUGCUGUGCAACUGGAUCCAAAAUGGCCGCCCUCAGGUGUGUGUGUCUGUUGCUGCUCUUCACUGUUGGCUCCUGGGCUGAAGAAGAUGCAGAGCUCAGAUGAACCACGUCACUGGAUGGUUCUGGUGCUAUUUGCUCUCUCUUUUUAAAUCAAAUCAACUAAUCAUUUUUAAAAGAAUGAAUUGUGUUUUUCUUGAAGCUUUUAUCAAAAUAAGUUUAUACUCAGUUAUGUGACUACAGUUCUAAUGAGAUAUUUAUAUUAUACAGCAAUUUUGUAAUAUAUCAAAUGACAAUCUAUUUCUGUACAUUCCUAAAUUAAACCAAAGUUGAUUGUAAAGUC
This is a messenger RNA of Boleophthalmus pectinirostris (great blue-spotted mudskipper), 2216 nucleotides long. Its product is annotated as tubulin alpha chain. The record is from RefSeq and is a predicted model, not a curated record. Gene Ontology annotation, cellular component: cytoplasm; microtubule. Lineage: Eukaryota; Metazoa; Chordata; Actinopteri; Gobiiformes; Gobiidae. The annotation marks the transcript as partial. The transcript is spliced from 2 exons. Gene Ontology annotation, biological process: mitotic cell cycle; microtubule cytoskeleton organization. Gene Ontology annotation, molecular function: structural constituent of cytoskeleton; GTP binding.